UCGAGAUAAGUCUGUACUGUUUUGAUUACAGGGAACACAACGUUGCAAUGGACAGUACUCAGUCAAUUCCUAAUGAAGAAAUCCAUGAUUUGAAAGAAGGGCUCGGUGAUGGACUUGUCAAGGCAAUAAAGCAACUUCAGGAAGGAAUGAAUGGACUUCAAAAACACCAGAAGAUAACAAACAGUACGUUACAGCAAUUUCUAGAGCAAAUAAACGUGAUCACAUCUUUACCAAAGAAUCGUCGUGUAAUUGGUGGAGUAUUAUUGGUGGGUGGCGGAGUUCUCCUGUUCACGGCUUAUAUGAUAAAAAAUAGAUUACAAAACAAAAGCCUCGAAGAUAAGCCUAGAAGUCUACCAAUGCAUCCCUCUGCUGAACCUGUACAGAUUUUGCUUCCUGAACCAUGGCGUAAAAUCCAUCCAACAGAGACAGACAUUCCAAAGAUCAAAGAGUUCUACCGGAGAAAAAUAGUUGACAUCUGCCAUGAUAAAGGCAUGAAGCUCAAUAUUCUACUUCUGGGUGAAGGUGCGAGUGGAAAGUCUUCCUUCAUUAACUCCUGUCAAACUGCUUUAGGACAAAGUGGUAGUAUUUCUCAAAUAGCAACUGUUUUGGAUGGAAGUUCGGACUCUGUAACGAAACAUUUAGAAGUACAUGGCAUGCAAGUCAAGGAUGACGGUGGACAGGAACAUAUACCUGUCCGACUUUUUGACUGUCGAGGACUAUUGGAUGAAAAAAGAGGAGUACAGACGCAGGAUAUCAUAAACAUUUGUGAUGGUCACGUAAAAGACAAGUAUGAGAUACGACCUGACACUCCUAUUAAUAUCAGCGACCCAAAAUACCGAGAGAAAUCAAGAAAGAAGGACAAAAUACAUUGUAUUGUUUACGUUAUGGAUGCUCAAAAUCAGAAUGGAGACAACUUUGUAGGGCAAAAGGUUAGAGACCAAUUUGAGGAAGUCAAGCGAUAUCUAUCAAGAUCCGGUAACCCUCAGUUGACACUCCUGACAAAGAUUGACCGACUUGGUAUUAGACAUAUGGACAAGAUUUUCUACGAUCAAAGAGUCAAGGAGUGCUGCGAAAUGGCAUCUUCCUUCCUUGGAUUUUCUCUGGGCUGUGUGUUACCCCAGGCCAACUACUGCGAGGAGGUCAUCCCUUCUGUAGAGAAAGAUUUGAUAACCUUAUUCAACAUAUGGAAAAUUAUGGAAAGUGCAAAAAGUUACGUACAAAAGACAUCUGCUAUGACUGAAAGCGUUCCUAUGUAAAAACGAACGAGAAAACCAUUAGUUGCACUUGACAUACUUCUGAUACAAUAAUCAGUGAUUUUUUUUUUAUCUCAUGACCAUUUCAUGCUAGAUAAUAAAAUGCAACUUUGAGAAA
Ostrea edulis (European flat oyster) is the source of this 1371-nucleotide messenger RNA. Its product is annotated as interferon-induced protein 44-like. The coding region runs from base 48 to 1256 and encodes 402 amino acids. The transcript is spliced from 12 exons. The record is from RefSeq and is a predicted model, not a curated record. Lineage: Eukaryota; Metazoa; Mollusca; Bivalvia; Ostreida; Ostreidae.